This is a messenger RNA of Miniopterus natalensis, 3329 nucleotides long. The record is from RefSeq and is a predicted model, not a curated record. Lineage: Eukaryota; Metazoa; Chordata; Mammalia; Chiroptera; Miniopteridae.
CUUUUCAGUGAUGUCUUGGCAUUGCCCAUUUUCAAGCAGGAAGAUUCCAGCCUUCCAUUGGAUGAUGAAACUAAAAACCCGCCUUUUCAGUAUGUGAUGUGCGCCGCAACAUCUCCAGCAGUAAAACUGCAUGAUGAAACGCUCACUUACCUGAACCAAGGCCAAUCCUAUGAAAUUCGGAUGCUGGAUAACCGGAAAGUGGGAGAUAUGCCUGAGAUCACUGGAAAAUUGGUAAAGAGCAUCAUAAGAGUCGUAUUCCAUGAUAGACGGCUACAGUAUACAGAGCACCAGCAACUUGAAGGUUGGAAGUGGAAUCGCCCAGGAGAUCGACUUCUUGAUUUAGAUAUUCCAAUGUCUGUGGGAAUAAUUGACACAAGGACAAAUCCAAGCCAGUUAAAUGCAGUUGAAUUUCUGUGGGACCCUGCAAAACGCACAUCUGCUUUUAUUCAGGUACACUGCAUCAGCACAGAAUUUACUCCACGGAAGCACGGAGGUGAAAAGGGAGUGCCUUUUAGGAUCCAGGUUGACACCUUUAAGCAAAAUGAAAAUGGAGAAUACACAGAUCAUCUACACUCAGCUAGCUGCCAAAUCAAAGUUUUUAAGCCUAAAGGUGCAGACCGGAAGCAAAAAACUGAUCGAGAAAAGAUGGAGAAGAGAACUGCUCAUGAAAAAGAAAAGUAUCAGCCGUCCUAUGAUACCACAAUCCUCACAGAGUGCUCUCCGUGGCCUGAUGCCCCCACGGCCUAUGUGAAUAACAGCCCCUCUGCAGCGCCCACUUUCACCUCCCCACCGCAGAGCACCUGCAGCGUCCCGGACAGCAAUUCUUCUUCCCCAAAUCAUCAGGGAGAUGGAGUUUCACAGACCUCUAGCGAACAACUUCAGCCUUCAGCCACCACCCAGGAAACACAGCAGUGGCUGCUCAAAAACAGAUUUUCUUCCUACACAAGACUGUUUUCCAACUUUUCAGGUGCCGACUUAUUAAAACUGACGAAGGAAGAUUUAGUACAAAUUUGUGGUGCAGCCGAUGGAAUUCGGCUCUAUAACUCACUGAAGUCAAGGUCGGUUAGGCCCCGCUUAACCAUCUAUGUCUGCCAGGAGCAGCCGGGCAGUUCAGUGCUGCCGGGGCAGCAGCAGGCUGCAGGCAGUGGCACCGAGAAUGGCAGUGGGACGCCUUACGUAUAUCAUGCAAUCUACUUGGAAGAAAUGGUUGCCUCAGAAGUUGCUCGAAAACUUGCGCUGGUGUUUAAUAUUCCUUUCCACCAAAUUAACCAGGUUUACAGACAGGGUCCCACUGGUAUCCACAUUCUUGUUAGUGAUCAGAUGGUUCAGAACUUUCAAGAUGAGAGCUGUUUUUUAUUCUCCACAGUAAAAGUUGAAAAUAGUGGUGGUAUCCACAUAAUAUUGAAGUGAUGUCUUAACGUAGUCUGAACUAUAUUCAGUACCAAAUAAAGUCACGCUUAAAAGUGUGUGAAGACUGAAUCCAAGAAGUCUUGGCAUUGGAUUUUACUGUAUGAAAUGUUUCAUAUUGAAAACACAAGAUGACCUUUCUAAUGAGCUGUAUGAGAGGCGAAUCUCCUCACUGUCACUGCCAUAGCCUAGCAUCCUCGUGAGAGUGAGCACAUCGGGACAGCAUGCCUGCUCUGGGGCGGUACAGGCUGGGCUGCCUGCCUCUCUGGCAGAGGCCAGUAGAUAGAGUUCCUCGAAGCAGACUUUGCUGUCUUUUUACACUGUAUGCGGUUUGGAAAUGAAUGUAAAAACGAACUGUGGGCAUUUACCUUUCUGUGCCAGUUUGGCCUUUAUUGCCUGAACCUUCUGCUGACCUGGGGGACAGUGCUGUCGUGGAGCCAGCACGGAACCUGCUGCAGAGAGAUGCGAUGUGCUGACAUAGUGCUCGGUGGUCAGGUAAGGGGCUUGGCACCUUCUCGGAAGAAAUCAUGUCUAAGGGUGUGCGUCUCACGUAAUCAUGCCAGACUGGGGAAGAGCCAAGCAGGAAGACGGGCUGGAAGCGAGCUGCAUUAUCAAGAGUACCUUGGUGAGAGGAUCAGUGUAAAUCCUAAUAGGUACAAAGACUUUCGUGUUUUUGCUUUGUCACAGAUUUAUUGAAAAACUUUGCUUCUGCUUCCAUUUUUAGCAUUUUGUUUCUGGUUUUCAUUUUUAAACCCCCAUUGCCUUUUAAACUUAUGUGGUUUUCUUUCUUUUCCCUCCAUCCCUCUGUCUUCGACUGCCCCCCAACUCAUCCUCACACUGUCCCCUUCUUAAACAUUUUUAAAGCCCUACCCCAGACAUUGGAAAUAGGUGACCUAAGCGGGAGAAAAAGUAUAGUUUCUGAUGUGGUAUUAAGGGGUCUUCAUUAUCAACAAGUUGAAAUAAUUCUUGGAACACUAGACAUCAUUAAUCGAACACUAAAUUGUACCAUGAAAAUUCCUUAACUUCUCAAAUAUGAGCUUUAGUAUAAUCAUGAGUAAAUGUUCUGGUGAUUAUUUAGAGGCUUUUUUAUAUAUCACAUAAGUUUCUUUUUCUAUAAAAAGAUUGCCUCUUUCACAAAACCAAAUGCUUGUCUGCCAGUAUACUUUUCAGAGGGAACCCAGUUUUUCCUCUGUCUCUUUCCUUCACCCAGAGCCUUUCCCAGCAUUCCUCAGUGAGAGCUGUGGAGGCCUGUGGUGUAGCACACCCGGUUGGUUUUAAACUUCGGUUCCAUUUUAAUUACAGCAUCUCUGUCCACUUACCAGGUGUCUUGGUUUUGGGUGUAUUGUUCAUCCUUAUCUUUGUUCAGGCAGAAAUAGGAACGAGUCCUUUUGAAUUUAAAAUCUCUCCCAGAAGAUGAACUACUUCAGUGAGUAAAAGCUAUGACUGUUUUAUUCAUAAAGGGGGUUGUCUGAUACAAAGCAGCACUGUGUCUGUUCCCAUCUUUGGUUUAAAAAUAUCUAUCACUCUUCUAGACCCUAAAGCAGGAGAGCCUUCCUGUCGUUUCCCCUUUGCUUUUGUAUGACCAUGUUUUCUGUACCAAUCAGUUGGGAAAGAAGAGAGCUUCUAUUAACUGUUUUAGUUUUGCUUGUCUAUUUAGCAUUUCUUUUUGAGUCUCAAGAUUUAUGGAACAAUAAAUGUCAUUUAAUGCUGUGUGCUAUUUUGAAUUCCUCAUAGGGUAUUAGAAGUGGGAUAAAAACAUUUAAAAGCUCAUCAAACUUGAAAUUACACCAAGUGGUGUUGAGCAUUAGUCUGUCCCAGUGAAACAAGUUAAAUUAUGGCACCAGCAAAUUUGCUACUUUGUUUUUUUAAUAGUAGGAUGUAUACAUUUCAGUAUAAUAAAUGUUUUCAGAUUGUUUUGCAAA